Messenger RNA from Oppiella nova, 1646 nucleotides. The record is from the annotation of a GenBank genome assembly. Lineage: Eukaryota; Metazoa; Arthropoda; Arachnida; Sarcoptiformes; Oppiidae.
UGUACAAAAAGGGCAUUAAUUGCAUUCUCGCCGAUGAGAUGGGCUUAGGAAAGACUAUUCAAGUGAUUGCGUUCUUCGCGUAUUUACGAGAAAGGAAAGCCGUAAGGGGUCCGCAUCUGGUGAUCGUCCCGGCCUCGACUCUGGAGAACUGGAGCCGUGAGUUUCAGACGUGGUGUCCGGACAUCAACAUAUUGCUGUAUUAUGGCCAUCAGGAUGAGAGGGCUAUGAUUAGGGAGCAGAUCUCCAAAAACGAGAUCGAUUUCGAUGUAAUCAUCACUUCAUAUACUAUAGCGCAAAGUCCGGGAGAUAGGUCUCUGUUCAAGAAGAGUCGCUUCAAGUACUGUGUCUUCGAUGAGGCCCACUAUCUCAAGAACAUUAAGAGCACCCGAUAUACGGCACUCAUGAACCUUAAAGCCAAACAUCGAUUACUACUGACGGGAACUCCACUUCAGAACAAUUUGGUAGAACUCAUGUCUCUAUUGAUCUUCACGAUGCCUCACAUGUUCUCCGGCAAAACGGACCAAAUUAAGACUUUGUUCACUUAUACCAAUAAAGAGUCCACUCAUCGCAUCACUUAUAUCAGCGAACGCAUAGAACAGGCGAAGAAGAUUAUGAAACCAUUUGUGUUAAGACGGCUUAAGAGUGAAGUGUUGCAAGAGUUGCCCCCAAAGAUAGACAACGUCCUGAACGUACCGAUGAGUUCGGAGCAAGAACUCAAAUAUGCGGAUCUCAUUGAGAACUAUACGCGAGAAAUAAAGUAUAAGAAAAUCACUUUUGAAGACAAUGAGAGCGAAGAGAAGUUCAAGAGUGGGAACUCAAUGCUUAUGGAUUUGCGGAAAGUGGCCAACCAUCCCUUACUCAUCCGUCAGCACUACGACGACAACAAACUGAGACUAAUGUCCCAACAGAUGCUUUCGGAGCACAGGGCUAAAGGGCACAGGGAGUCACUCCCGCAGUACAUAUUCGAAGACAUGCAAGUGAUGCACGACUUCGAGCUGCACCGCCUCUGCAAACAAUACACGUCUUUACGUCACUUUGAGUUAGAGGACAGUUAUAUCGAGGAUUCGGGCAAAUUCCAGGAGUUGGACAGUUUGCUCACCAGAUAUCGGUUGGAAGGCAAACGAGUCCUACUGUUCAGUCAGUUCACAAUGAUGUUAGACAUCAUCGAGGAGUUUAUGAAACUCAGAUUUUAUCACUAUUUACGACUCGACGGCACCACCAAAGUGGCCGAUAGGCUCGACCUCAUCGACCAAUACAACAACGAUUCCGAGCUCUUUGUGUUCCUACUGUCGACUCGCGCGGGCGGUCUGGGCAUCAAUCUGACGGCUGCCAGUGUUGUCAUCAUUCACGACAUUGACUUCAACCCGUAUAAUGACAAACAGGCGGAGGACAGGUGUCACCGAAUCGGACAGACGAAGGAAGUCAUUGUCUAUCGACUGAUCAGUCAGAACACCAUCGAGGAAGGGAUGCUUAAGAUUGCGGAGGAAAAGCUCAAACUCGGCAGAGAUAUAUCAGCGCCUGAUCAGGGAGCGAACGAUGAAAAAGAGGAAUUGAUGGAGAAGUCGGACGUUAAGACACUUCUAAGAGCUGCUCUAAAGUUAUGAUGAGUUACCGGUAUUACCGUAAUAGCAUAGAUAAUUACAAAU